Molecule: messenger RNA, 726 nt
Organism: Trichomonas vaginalis G3
Lineage: Eukaryota; Parabasalia; Trichomonadida; Trichomonadidae
Product: 3-oxo-5-alpha-steroid 4-dehydrogenase protein
Exons: 1
Coding region: 1-726 (241 amino acids)
Biological process (GO): steroid metabolic process
Cellular component (GO): membrane
Molecular function (GO): 3-oxo-5-alpha-steroid 4-dehydrogenase activity
Source: RefSeq, a predicted model, not a curated record
AUGUCCAUCAUUGGUGUUUUCGUAUUCAUUGCCUUAUACUUUAUUAACGCUGGUUACGGAAAAUUCGCCAGUAGAUCAUGGGGACCAGCAAUUUCAAACAAAUUAGCAUGGAUAUUAAUGGAAUGUCCUGUAUUCUUCGUUCUUUGCAUUCUUUGGUUCUUUUCUGAAAGAAGAUUCAAGUUAAUUUAUCUUACAUUCUUCAUUAUUUUCCAAAUACACUACUUCCAGAGAUCAUUCAUAUUCCCAUUCCUUAUCAAAGGUAAAUCUUACAUGCCAAUAUUGAUUAUGGUCAUGGGUGCAACUUUCAACGUAUGCAACGGAUACAUACAAGGAUGCUGGUUAUUCUAUACAUCACCAGAAGGAUAUUACACAAAUGAAUGGUUCUACACACCACAGUUUAUCAUUGGAACAUUAAUUUUCUUCACAGGAAUGUUUAUUAACAUUCACUCUGACCACGUAAUAAGAAACUUACGAAAACCAGGUGAUACAAAGCACUAUCUCCCAAAUAAAGGAAUGUACAGAUUCGUUACUUCUGCAAACUAUCUCGGUGAAAUCAUCGAAUGGUUUGGAUAUUUCAUAUUGACAUUAUCACCUGCAGCACUCGUAUUUGUCUGGUUCACAUUUGCUAACCUCGUUCCACGAGCACACAAGAUUUACGACCGCUAUCUCAAAGAAUUCGGAAAACCUGUCCUUGAAAAGAAGCGUAUAUUCCCAUUUAUUUAUUGA